UUUCAAACCGUUAUACAGGUUUCGCGCUUAAGUAAUUGUCGAUAUAUCGAUUAAUUUCGAGGAAUCUGCGCACAAGAAUUAUUAUUGUUUUUUCUGCGUUUCUCAUAAGUAUCUUUUCUUUUGUGCAAAAUGUGCUAUUUACGAAUAUACAGGGUGAAAACGCAAAGAAAUAAGUUGGCGCAAUAAGUAGAAAAUUAUCAGUGAUAAAAUAUUGUGAAAAGUUAUCUGCAAAUCAGUGUAAAUGUUGACGUUGACGUAAUAAAAGACAAGGACUAGUGGUACUUACAUACAACACCGGUUAUGUAUUUAUACAUCUUACUGACUAGUUCUGCAUUAAAAAUUUUAAAAGCAUUCUGUUAUGAAUUACAAAAAUAAACCAAUCAUUGUUCACUAUCUUCAUAGAUAUAUUGGUUCUUAAUAUCUUGCUUCCUAAGUACAAAUAAAACGUUAUCUUAAUUUAUGGCUAAGAUGUGAAUAAUAGUCUUAUCAGAACCAUUAUACAAUGUGAUUUAAAUUCAGAAUCGAAGAAGAAGAGAACAAGUCUUUUGUUGCUUAGAAAUAGUAUUGCUUUAACUAUGUGUAUUUUAUUUAUUUAUCGUAAUCCUAAUGCUGCUUCUGAGUCCUAUCGAUUGAUUUUGGCUUCAAAUCGUGAUGAAUAUCUUAAGCGGCCUUCAUUACCAGCCCAUUAUUGGAAAGAUCAUCCGCAAUGUAUAGGAGGGACUGAUAUGGAGCCUGGAAAAGAAGGUGGAACAUGGCUAGCCGUGUCAUUAAAUGGAAAAGCUGGCAUCAUUCUGAAUUUAACUAAUGAGGCAUCCGUAACUAAUAUUCCAAAACAAGGAAGGGGAUUUUUAGUGCCUAAUUUUGUUGCAUCAAAGAAUUCGGCGACCUCGUACUUGAAUAAGUUACACGAGGAAAAUAAUAAGAAACAAAUUUAUAAUCCUUUUGUCUUGGUGUUAGUAAAUUUGUUGACUGCAGAUGUGAAUUACCUUAGUAGUUCUGAAACUUCAACAGGACCUGAUUUAGCUCAAGAGAACAUCUUGGGUUUUAGUAACAGCGGUCUUAAUAUUCCAUUUAAGAAAGUUGAAGCAGGAAAAGAAAUGUUCAAAACUAUUAUUAAAGAUACUAAGGUGUCAAAGCAAACUGACCUUAUUGAGAAAUUGUUGACGUUUUUAAAAUCAAAAGAAAGAUAUUUACCAGAUCCCGAAUUGGAAAGACGUUGUCCAGUGAAGUAUAAAGAACUGAGCUCAAUUUGUGUGGUAACCGAUGGAUACGGUACAAGAACUCAUUCUAUACUACUGGUUAAUGGUCGGAAUGAAAUGACAUUUGUUGAAGAAACACUUAUGCCAGAUUUAACAUGGAAACGUCAAGUAUUUAAUAACAAAUUGUUAUGUGAAACUUAGUUGAUACAAAUAAAUGUAUCUCAUUUAUAUUUGAUGGAAUCAUUUGUUUGUACUGCUGUAAAAAAUUAUUACAGUACAUCAUCAUCAUCAGCGACAUCAUCAGAAU
Messenger RNA from Ceratina calcarata, 1506 nucleotides. RefSeq names its product transport and Golgi organization protein 2 homolog. Gene Ontology annotation, biological process: Golgi organization; protein secretion. Bases 576 to 1400 code for a protein of 274 amino acids. The record is from RefSeq and is a predicted model, not a curated record. Lineage: Eukaryota; Metazoa; Arthropoda; Insecta; Hymenoptera; Apidae. Gene Ontology annotation, cellular component: Golgi apparatus. The transcript has 6 exons.